AUGGAUGCUAUACGCCCCAUGGCACGCCCUCCUCACACUCCCCAUGGCACGCCCUCCUCACACUCCCCAUGGCACUCCCUCCUCACACUCCCCAUGGCACUCCCUCCUCACACUCCCCAUGGCACGCCCUCCUCACACUCCCCAUGGCACGCCCUCCUCACACUCCCCAUGGGACUCCCUCCUCACACUCCCAAUGGCACUCCCUCCUCACACUCCCCAUGGCACGCCCUCCUCACACUCCCCAUGGCACGCCCUCCUCACACUCCCCAUGGCACUCCCUCCUCACACUCCCCAUGGCACGCCCUCCUCACACUCCCCAUAGCACUCCCUCCUCACACUCCCCAUGGCACUCCCUCCUCACACUCCCCAUGGCACUCCCUCCUCACACUCCCCAUGGCACUCCCUCCUCACACUCCCCAUGGCACUCCCUCCUCACACUCCCCAUGGCACUCCCUCCUCACACUCCCCAUGGCACUCCCUCCUCACACUCCCCAUGGCACGCCCUCCUCACACUCCCCAUGGCACUCCCUCCUCACACUCCCCAUGGCACUCCCUCCUCACACUCCCCAUGGCACUCCCUCCUCACACUCCCCAUGGCACUCCCUCCUCACACUCCCCAUGGCACUCCCUCCUCACACUCCCCAUGGCACUCCCUCCUCACACUCCCCAUGGCACUCCCUCCUCACACUCCCCAUGGCACUCCCUCCUCACACUCCCCAUGGCACUCCCUCCUCACACUCCCCAUGUCACUCCCUCCUCACACUCCCCAUGGCACUCCCUCCUCACACUCCCCAUGGAACUCCCUCCUCACACUCCCCAUGGCACUCCCUCCUCACACUCCCCAUGGCACUCCCUCCUCACACGUACAUUGCUUGUGAGGUGCGACCGCCGCUCUCCCUUUCUCCCCUCCUUCUCCCCGUCUCCACCCGCCACAGCUUCACCCCAGAAAAUCAUGCACCUUUCUCCGUACCUUCUCUCCCCUGUCCCCUUCGCCCCCCCUUCCACCCCAACUCCUUCCUCUACUUAUUCGCUCUCAGUUAUCCGUACCUGUGCAACUCUCCCAUUUCCCUUGUCCACUCUUGCUUCGUGUUCCCUUUCACCUGUGAGCAUCAGAGAUGCAGACAGGGUGACGGGAGAGUGGGGAUAGGAUGA
Closterium sp. Yama58-4 is the source of this 1152-nucleotide messenger RNA. Lineage: Eukaryota; Viridiplantae; Streptophyta; Zygnematophyceae; Desmidiales; Closteriaceae. The record is from the annotation of a GenBank genome assembly.